CAUAUCUAAUAGCCACACAAAACUGCAAAACAACCACUUAAAACUGUCCGCCCGCCGGCGAACGCCAUAACACGCGCCAGUUCUUCACCACCAUUUUUCAAACCCAGAUAAGCCUCCCCCAAAAAUCCUAUUCCCAAUUCAAAUACAAACAUACCCACAGCUAAAAGACACUUUAUUUCUCAAUAAUUCAUCACAAUUUGACCUCCCAGUUCAGAUUUUUUCAUAAAUUUAUCAUUUUUAUUGAAGAACUGGUACUAAUUUUGCGAAUGAAAGUUAACCUGCAGAAGAAGUUACCAUAUUUGGAGUCUGCAUGAGUAUUAGUGAGAAGUUUUACUUCAAGUUUGGGCACUUGAAGCUGUUGAAGUUGAGGAAACAAUGGUGUCAGUAUCACUCACUGUCUCUAGUUGCUCUAAUGUUAAUUAUGUCGUUCUUACUCGGCAAGCCUCUUUAUUGGCAGUGGAUGCUUCUCGAAUUCGCUAUCGCCUCUCUUCUCGGAGAUGGCUGAAUUUUGGUUCUGCUUCACUUUCUUGUAGAUUCAGUAAUUUUAAUUCAAGGUGCUCAAUUACAAAUUCAGACAUACAUUGUAGUCCUGUUCUUACUGAGGAUGAGGUCUUACAACAUGUAUCAGAAGUUGAGCCGGAUUGUUUAGCGCCUAUUGUUCAUAUUAAAUCAGAUAUCCUUGAGGCUGAACCUCUGAGUUUACUGACUGAAGCAACUUUUGUUGACAGUCUUUUGACAGCAUUGCCUGUUUUAUCAGAGGAGGAACAGAAUGCCCUUGCAGCCAUUCCAGCUCAUCCAGAUGGACUAUACGCAUUUUAUGCUAGUUACUUGGCUGGAAAUUUAGUGGAGCAGCUUUGGAAUUUUGCUUGGCCUUCUGCUAUAGCUUUGAUACAUCCAAGCCUUCUACCAGUGGCAGUCAUGGGUUUCUUCACCAAGCUUGCCAUGAUUGUUGGAGGUCCUUUGGUUGGAAAACUUAUGGAUUAUUAUCCUAGAAUACCAUCUUCUAUUAGUUUAAACAUAGUCCAGGUGGUUGCUCAAUUAUUAUCUGCGGCAAUGCUAAUUCAUGCACAUAUGGUUUCUCCUACUUGUGUGUCAUCGAUUCUUGUCCGUCCAUGGUUUCUUGUACUUGUUGUAGCUGGGGCUAUUGAGCGGCUUUGUGGAGUAGCAUUGGGAGUAGCCAUGGAGCGUGAUUGGGUUGUUCUGUUAGCCGGAAUAAAUAGGCCGAUAGCAUUGGCACAAGCAAAUGCUGUUCUUAAUCGAAUUGAUCUUCUGUGUGAGAUUGCCGGAGCAUCAUUAUUUGGCAUUCUUCUCUCCAAGUAUGAUCCUGUGACCUGUUUGAAGAUUGCUGCUGGUCUGAUGAUAUGGUCGCUGCCAGUUAUGAUUGGUCUCACAUUACUGACCAACAGGCUUUCUACUGGGUCUCUUGAUACUAAAUCUUCCUAUACCUGCUGCAGAGAGUCAGAUGGAGGAGCUACUGAUGUUGAUAGCAUAGUGGAUAGAAGUCUGGAGACAAUCAAGCAUGGGUGGAAAGAAUAUAUGCAGCAGCCAGUUCUUCCUGCAAGCCUUGCCUAUGUCCUCCUGUUCUUCAAUGUCAUUCUUGCUCCAGGAAGUUUGAUGACGGCGUUUUUAACUCAGAGAGGAGUUAAUCCUUCUGUUGUUGGAGGAUUCAGUGGAUUAUGUGCGGCUAUGGGUGUUGUGGCAACAUUCCUAUCUGCAACUUUGGUCAGACGGCUAGGAAUCUUAAAGGCUGGGGCAGCUGGUUUGGUAUUUCAGGCUCUACUUCUCACUUUAGCCGUUGCUGUAUAUUGGAGUGGCUCUAUUUCCCAGCAGAAUCCCCUUCUCAUUUUCUUGGGAUUGAUCGUUUUAUCAAGGUUAGGACACAUGUCAUACGAUGUUAUUGGUGCACAGAUUCUCCAGACGGGGAUCCCAUCAUCGAAAGCAAAUCUUAUAGGGGCAACAGAAAUUUCUGUUGCAAGUAUAGCAGAGUCUGUAAUGCUGGGAGUUGCAAUAAUUGCAAAUGAUGUUUCACAUUUUGGAUUUUUGGCUACAUUAUCACUUUUAUCAGUAGUCGGUGCUGCAUGGAUGUUCUGUCGAUGGCUGUUGAAUCCGACAGAAGAACAAAAAAGCCUUUUUUCCUUUUCUAAAUUAUAACACACAGUUUUUUAUUUCCGAGUUAGCACACUGCAAGGAGCCAUUUAGCUAUAACAACGAACCAUGGUUUCACCAUUAUUAGAAUGUAUUUCAUAGCAUAUCCAGUACCUGUUCUGCGGAAAUGAAGUCCGAGGUACAUUCUUUUCCCAACCAUUUACAGCUAUCAAUUCAUAACUAAUUCCUUGAAUUGCACGGCAUCAUUGUAAAUCCCUUUAUGUACUGGACCAUGUAGAUGAAAGGUUGAAACAUGUUCUGUUCCCAUUAAUGCUGGCCCUUUGCUUGUACAAACACUAUUAUAUUUACAGAUAUGUAUAGCAUUUGAUUUAUUUCAAAA
Molecule: messenger RNA, 2485 nt
Organism: Mercurialis annua (annual mercury)
Lineage: Eukaryota; Viridiplantae; Streptophyta; Magnoliopsida; Malpighiales; Euphorbiaceae
Product: solute carrier family 40 member 3, chloroplastic
Exons: 14
Coding region: 376-2151 (591 amino acids)
Biological process (GO): iron ion transmembrane transport
Cellular component (GO): membrane
Molecular function (GO): iron ion transmembrane transporter activity
Source: RefSeq, a predicted model, not a curated record